Messenger RNA from Plasmodium reichenowi, 142 nucleotides. Its product is annotated as MC-2TM Maurer's cleft two transmembrane protein. NCBI's taxonomy places the organism in Eukaryota, Apicomplexa, Aconoidasida, Haemosporida, Plasmodiidae. The transcript has a single exon. The annotation marks the transcript as partial. The record is from RefSeq and is a predicted model, not a curated record.
UGACGGUUCUGCAUUUCUUCUUACAUUUAUUCUUUCAAUUUUUAUUACCUAUAUAGUUGCUCGUUAUUUUCCUGACAUGAAAAUAGGUUUUAAAAAAUUAAAAACAAAAUUCAACACAUUUUUUCAAAAAAAAAGCAAAUAA